AUGUCGACCGCCAAAGCGAGUAACAAGAAGCGCAGGACCGAGCCUCAGCUCGCCAAAUCGGAUCACCUCGAUCUCGAUCUCGACCUCUCCAAUGAUAUCAAAGGAAUUAUGUCGGCACUGCACCAGAUCCGAGAGAAAGCUCACAAGGACGGGCUUAAGAAGAACGAGGAGACCAUAUCAAGUGUGGCUGCUGAGGUCAGGUCUGUGAUUGAUGAACUGAAGUCUAAACUUGAGAAGGAUAGACAAAGUUUCGCUAAAUCUCUUUCGAAGAGCUCAAAAGAGUGUGAGAAUUGCUUGAAGACUGAAACUGCCAAGUUCCAAGCACUCUAUGAGAAGUUUUGCAAGGACCAAGCCAACCAUCUACAGGCCUUGAAAGGCAUCAUUUCCAACUAUGAAGAAGAGAAGGAAAGGCUCUGCACAAGAUAUGAACAACUGAGAAAGAAAGAAAGGAGUCUGAUAUCUGAGCAUGAGAAAGCUUGUACUGAUCAAAUUGCUAAACUAGAAGAGUCAUUGAAAAAGAAGAAGCAGGAUGACAGAACUUUCAGCGUUCUGAGAAAGACUCUUGGCUCAUUUCUGGAGAGUGACGAGGACAUCCCGGCUGAUGAUUGA
Prunus armeniaca (apricot) is the source of this 609-nucleotide messenger RNA. NCBI's taxonomy places the organism in Eukaryota, Viridiplantae, Streptophyta, Magnoliopsida, Rosales, Rosaceae. The record is from the annotation of a GenBank genome assembly.